UAUUAAAUAAAUGAGUUAUAACUUAGUGUGAAGAAAGAAAAGAAGGAAGAAACUUUGAGAACAGAGUGUUCUGAGGGUCAACAUAUUGUGGUGGCAGAACCUUUAAAGCAGAAGGUACAGUUCUGUUGACACUGAAGUCGCUUCGGGGUGUGCAUACUGAAAAUUGCUGACAGCUCAAAUGGAUCGCAUGGAACUGCACAAAAUCAACAUAGAGCUUGAUGAAGAGAGCAACAGUGGGGAAAGCACUGAAGACAACUGCACUGAGAUGGGGGAUCCAGAGAAGGCUACUAUUGGCAGUCAGUUUGUUGGUGAUGAAUCAGAAAGUCAGAAGUUCCUUACCAAUGGAUUUCUGGGUAAAAAGAAAUUGGAAGACUAUACAGAUGAAUAUCACCCAGGAGAUACUUCAUUUGGAAUGUCUGCAUUUAACCUGAGUAAUGCUAUCAUGGGCAGUGGCAUCUUAGGACUUUCCUAUGCUAUGGCAAAUACUGGGAUCAUACUUUUUAUACUCUUACUAUUUAGUGUGGCCAUAAUGUCUUUAUAUUCAAUUCACCUGUUACUAAAGACAGCAAAAGAAGGAGGCUCACUAAUAUAUGAAAAAUUAGGUGAAAAAGCAUUUGGAUGGCCUGGAAAACUUAGUGCUUUUGUUUGUCUUACAAUGCAGAACAUUGGAGCCAUGUCAAGCUACCUCUUUAUUAUUAAAUAUGAACUUCCUGAAGUAAUCAGAUCAUUUCUGGGGCUUCAAGAGAUUUCUGAGGAGUGGUAUCUAAAUGGCAACUACCUCGUGAUAUUCGUGACCAUUGGAGUUAUUCUUCCACUUUCACUUCUAAAAAAUUUAGGGUACCUUGGUUAUACGAGUGGAUUUUCACUCACCUGCAUGGUAUUCUUUUUGAGUGUGGUGAUCUACAAAAAGUCUCAAAUACCUUGUCCUCUGCCUGUUUUGGACAAUGAUCUUGGUAACUGGUCCUACAAUGGUACCACUGUUCCAGUACACAUAGUGAUGUUACCAAACAAUUCUGCUAAUUCAGGAGUAAAUUUUAUGUUGGACAGCACCCAUUCACAUUAUUCAAGUUUUGAAGAAGCCAAAGAUCAGCAUCAAAGUGGAGUGCAAUAUGAAGCUCACAGUGAGGACAAUGACAGAUGCCAAGCCAAGUAUUUUGUGUUUAACUCACGGACUGCCUACACAAUACCAAUCCUGGCGUUUGCAUUUGUAUGCCACCCUGAAGUGCUGCCCAUUUACAGUGAACUGAAAAACCGAUCACGAAAACGGAUGCAAAAUGUUUCCAAUGUUUCCAUCACUGGAAUGCUUGUCAUGUAUCUAUUAGCUGCCUUGUUUGGCUAUCUUACCUUUUAUGGGGAAGUUGAAGAUGAGCUACUUCAUACAUAUACCAGAGUGUACACUUUUGACACUCUGAUCUUGAUGGUUCGCUUUGCAGUGCUUGUGGCUGUGACCCUGACUGUGCCAAUUGUUUUGUUCCCCAUUCGAACAUCAGUUUCUACACUUCUGUUCUCAAAAAGGCCUUUCAGUUGGAUAAGGCAUUUUCUGAUUGCUGCAGUAAUCCUUGCACUUAACAACAUAUUAGUAAUUUUUGUGCCUAGUAUUAAAGAUAUCUUUGGAUUCAUAGGUGCUUCGGCUGCCACAAUGCUGAUUUUUAUUCUUCCUGCUGCCUUCUACCUUCGUAUUGUCAAAAAAGAGCCUUUGAAGUCCCCACAGAAGAUUGGAGCUGCAGUAUUCCUCACUGUCGGAGUCAUUUUUAUGAUCGGAAGCAUGACCCUCAUUAUGCUGGACUGGGUAUACAACUCUCCAGGUUCCAAACCCCAUUAAUCUGAAGGAGAAGAGAAAGGGGCCUUUCCUUUCCUACUGGAAAUGUCAACUGCCAUCAUCCCCACACACAGAUGGGGACAAUACUUCCAGCGAAGAACUGGAAGAUUCCAAAGACUUUACUAGUAAUGUUACUAGGAACCUAUGGAAUAUUAAAUCACCCUUUUAUAAGGGUGAGUUAUUUAUCUAUCAAAGACUGUGCCAUGCUUUUCUGGCCUUGGAGAGAAUUUUUUUUAAAAAAAGUGUGCUGGGGAAUGCACAGAGUUUAUAGUGUACUUAGUUCUCAAAACAGUCUGUUACUGUGAUUGUUUUGACAACCACCAUUUCUAGAAUACCAGAAGGCAACGCUGAUGUUUGAGAGUUACCCUAGUGUCUUUUCAAACACAGAGUGGAGCUGAAAUGUUUGUAAGUUAUCCAAAAGCUGAGAUCAUCAAAUUUUCAAAUGUAAUUGCCAAACUUAAGAGUGUAUAUAUGUAUGUAUAGUGUAUAUACAUAGGCACAGAGGAGCAAAUAAAAGAAACAAUUGUUGUUUAAAAUAGUUAUUCAUAAAGUUACCAAGUACAAUCAAAUCAAGUUUUUUGCAUAAGCUGUGCACACCAAGUUUGGUAAGUAUUUUACUCAUUAAGCAAUAAGUUAUAUUAAUCAAAUUAUGAUCACAGGAAUGCUCAGCAUUAGGGGUAUGUUAAUAAAUUCUUCUGUGAUACCUACAUAUAUCCCCUUUCAAACAUAAACUUUUGUCUCUUAAAAUUGAUUUCUGCAGGACUUAUAAGUUUAGCAUUACCUGAAGAAUGUGGUGAUAUUCCUAACCUAUCUCCCAUUAGAUGCACUGCACUUAACAGAGAAAAAUGACUCAGUAAAGCUGGGUUUUAGUUAUAAAAAUGCACUUUCUAUCCUAUCUGUAGCAUUCAACAGGCAUUCUAUACAUUAGCACAUUUGUACCCUGUUUCUCCGAAAAUAAGACAUCCCCUGAGAAUAAGACUAGUAGAGGUUUUGCUAAAGUGCUAAAUAUAAAACAUCCCCCAAAAAUAAGACAUAGCAAAGUUU
Messenger RNA from Sphaerodactylus townsendi, 2863 nucleotides. RefSeq names its product solute carrier family 38 member 4 (gene SLC38A4). The transcript has 16 exons. Gene Ontology annotation, biological process: amino acid transmembrane transport. Gene Ontology annotation, molecular function: amino acid transmembrane transporter activity. Bases 179 to 1822 code for a protein of 547 amino acids. Lineage: Eukaryota; Metazoa; Chordata; Lepidosauria; Squamata; Sphaerodactylidae. The record is from RefSeq and is a predicted model, not a curated record.